Messenger RNA from Lytechinus variegatus (green sea urchin), 2397 nucleotides. RefSeq lists its product as uncharacterized. Bases 5 to 1888 code for a protein of 627 amino acids. The record is from RefSeq and is a predicted model, not a curated record. NCBI's taxonomy places the organism in Eukaryota, Metazoa, Echinodermata, Echinoidea, Temnopleuroida, Toxopneustidae. Gene Ontology annotation, molecular function: ubiquitin-protein transferase activity; zinc ion binding. The transcript has a single exon. Gene Ontology annotation, biological process: positive regulation of DNA-templated transcription. Gene Ontology annotation, cellular component: nucleoplasm; chromatin.
CGAGAUGGCAAGCCAAGACCAAGAAGAAUCCAAGAAAUUGGAUUGCUCCAUAUGUCAUGAUCUGCCAGAAGAUCCAAAACUUCUUUCGUGUGGACAUACAUUUUGUAAGAAUUGCUUGUCCCUUGUAUUAAAGUCUCAAAUGAAAGACGCGGAGCUGUCUUGCCCAGAUUGUUUGAAGAUUAGUACCAUCAAUGACAGCGACGUUUCUACAUUAGAAAUCAACACCGAACUUGAGGCAAAAUUGGAAGCUAUGAAGAGCGCAGAGAAGCUCUGUUCUGUAUGCGAAGAGGGGGAGGAAUCUACGGCUGUGGCGUACUGCCAAACCUGUCAGGAUCAUCUGUGUGAAGAUUGUCUGGAUGUCCACAGGAAAUGGAAGAAAAACGCAAAACACGAAGUGGUGAACGUUGAUGACAUCAAGACCGGUGGAGUUAAGGUCAAAGAGACUUGUCCUAAGCAUCCAUCAAAUGAACGAGAAUGCAUCUGCACUUCCUGUAAAGUAGCAAUCUGCCUAAGAUGCCGUAUGGAGAACCACUCUGGGCCUGACCAUGCUGUCGAGGAAGUGCCCGAGUUCUUGAUGAGAAUUAAAUCUGACAUCGGAUCUCUUCUGGAGAAAACCCAACAGAAGAUAGCAAUAGUCGAGAACCACGUGAAGGUUGUGGAUGAAGAAUCAACAAAGGUUGAUGAAAUCAUUGAUGAAAGGAUAGUGAGCAUCAACGAAAUGUUUGAGGAGAGUCUAACAGCGCUGUUGGAGAAAAAGACAAAGCUGAUAGACAUGUGCAAGGGACAUAGAGAAGUUCUCAUGGCUGAACUGCAACACGCAAGAGACAGCGAUGUCCAGUUGAUAGAUGGCUAUAAGAGCGCUUCUGAGUUAGUCAACAAUGGAGCCAAGGUUCUGCUCGAGGGCCAGGCUCUGAGUGUUCACAAUAACAUCACAGCUGAUUUGCAGAAACUGUUGAAACAUCGUGAACCGAGCGACGAACAAGCGACGAACAUCACAAAGAGGGCAGCGAAUGUUGAAUUGAGGCUCUAUCGAGAUAAGCUGGGUCUAGGUGAAGUAAUCUUGAACAACUGGACUUUGGAGAAGAUAAACCAUUUUCCUCUAUCUGGAUCAGAUGUGUAUGACCUUGUACCUGUACUUGAUGGCAAAAUGGCAGUUGGGUAUCUGGGUGGUGGUGUUGAGCUCUUCACGGUAGACGGACCACAGGAAAUGGUGCGAACACCAACCAAGCUCAUGUACAGGCCUUCCACGCAAGGUGUUAGAAGGUCCUCAAAGACAGUACUCCACGAUGAAAAUGUUGGGCAUGUGGCUGUCCUGUCCGAUGGUCGCUACGUGGUGCAAAACGAGAAGCAUGUCAUAUCCCUCUACACACGAGAAUGGAAGAAGGAAGAUGUAGAAUUCGAGACACUCCGUGAGGACGGUUUUGGAGGCCUGGGUGUGGACGUGGAGGAUCACAUCUACGUUGGUUACUGGUCAGCUAAGAAGAUCCUGGUGUUCAAUCCAGAGGGCGGGGCACCUAUCAAUGAGCUUGCUUGUCACGACUAUGAACCAGUUGAGAUAUGUCCUAUGCGUCACAGCAAGAUGCUGGUGGUUCGUGAUCUUCUCACAGUCAGAGUGGUCGAUGAUAAGGGCAGGGUGAAACACGAGGUCGACAGACGUUUCAUCUCGGGUCGGAUGGCCGUUCUACGGGAUGACAAUAUUCUCAUAGGUUGGGUGAAGGAUGAAGGUGUGCUCUGUGUUGAGAUGUACAGUCACCAUCUCAAGUAUGUGAACACCGUCCUUUCCGACUUCCCAUUCAAUGGGGAGUUUCGUAUGAUGAGAGAAUUUUCCAGCGGUGAGAUCGCCAUUUGUGACAACACAAGCUUCUACGUGUUUCUCAAGAAAAAAUGAGUUUUACCACUUUCAUUCCGAAAAUCAUUUCUUCUUCCAUGCUGCUAGUUAAGAAUAAGAUAAUUAAUUUUGUUAAUUUGUUUGUGUCUAUUUGUGUUCAUUUGGUUGGUAACGAUUUAAAACUGGCAGGUCUAAUAUUCAGUGAAAAGUUCAUUCAUAAGAAAACUCUCUCCAUUUGUUUUCCAUGAAAUUAUCAGUCAUCACUUUUGUUUACAUGAAAGAGAAAUUUGUAAUAAUAGUUGUAGUAUAUUUCAACAGUGAAAUACAAAGUAUACAGUAGCUCCUUAAUUAGAUCGGUAUAAUCAAUAGAAAGACAUUCCGCUUUACUCUUUCAAAUUCAUAAUUAACCAAUAUAGAUAAGUAGAAAUAGAUUUGAGCUAUAGAUGAAACGACAGAAAAAGUAUAUCAUGAUAUGUACCUUAUCAAACUACUUAUUAGUUGCAUACUGUCCCGAGAGUGAAAAGUUGACCUUGCUACCAUUUCAGGGGCCCGUUGCAGAAAGAGUUGCG